GAGCAGCCCCGCGGCCGGGGAGCGCGGGCCGGGGCCGAGGCCGCGGCGGGGGGCGCCGCCCCCAGCGUCUUUCUGCAGUCCCUAGAGCGGGGGGCGAGGGCAAAGACGGGGUGAGCGGGGCCGGAACCAUGAACCGGAGUUUCCACAAGUCUCAGACCCUGCGCUUCUACGACUGCAGCGCGGUGGAAGUCAAGAGCAAGUUUGGGGCUGAGUUCCGAAGGUUCUCCUUAGACCGACAGAAGCCGGGGAAGUUCGAAGACUUCUACCAGCUGGUCGUGCACACCCAUCACAUCGCCAGCACCGAGGUGACCAUCGGCUACGCGGACGUGCAUGGUGACCUGCUGCCCAUCAACAACGAUGACAAUUUCUGCAAGGCCGUGUCGAGCGCAAGCCCCCUGCUCAGGGUCUUCAUCCAGAAACGAGAAGAGGCGGAGCACGGCGGCGCGGCGGCGGGGUCGCUGUCCCGGCGGAGGAAGGCGCUGGCGCUGCGCGAGGAGAACCCGCGCCGGCGCGCACACCUGCACAUCGGCCUGCCGCGCGACUUCCGGCCGGUGUCCUCCAUCAUCGACGUGGACAUCCUGCCCGAGACGCACCGCCGCGUGAGGCUGUACCGGCACGGCUGCCAGAAGCCGCUGGGCUUCUACAUCCGCGACGGCACGAGCGUGCGCGUGGCGCCGCAGGGGCUGGAGAAGGUGCCGGGCAUCUUCAUCUCGCGCAUGGUGCCCGGCGGCCUGGCCGAGAGCACCGGGCUGCUGGCCGUGGACGACGAGGUCCUGGAGGUGAACGGCAUCGAGGUGGCCGGCAAGACGCUGGACCAGGUCACGGACAUGAUGAUCGCCAACAGCCACAACCUCAUCGUCACGGUCAAGCCCGCCAACCAGAGGAACAACGUGGUGCGCGGCGGCCGUGCGUCCUGCAGCUCGGGCCGCUCCUCGGACAGCGUGGCCAGUCGCCACAGCCUGCCGGCCGCCCCUGCGCCGCCCGGCCUGCUGCCCGAGGACAUGGAGAGCGACGACGAGGCCGAUGUCGUCCUCGAGGGCGAGCCCCGCCCGGUCCCCAGGCCGCCGCUGGCCAGCCCCGCGCGGCUCAACGGCGCGGGCCCGGCUCCCGGACUGCUCGGCCCGGGCCACGAGGGCGGCGCCCGCACCCAGCGGCUGCUCAGCUCCCUGCGCGCGCACCCCCGCCACAGCCUGGACCUGCCCCCGGGUGGCGUGGAGGAGCAUGGCCCCGCAGUCACCCUGUAGGUCUGGCAGGUCGGCGGCAGGGACAGCUGCAACCAUGUCACGCUCCUGUGGUGUUAUUUAUCCCUGCCUUUCUUCCACAGCCCUACUCGUUGUUAAAACUUUGGAUGGAAAAUGAAAAUACUCCUUGUCUAGAGUUUCCCCACAGAGCCUAAAGGACACGCACGCGCGCACCAGGCCGGGCGCAGGUCCUAGGGCCUUUGCCAAGUGGAGGAAAGGAUCUGACCCAAGCGCAGAAAAGACUACUUUGAAAUUUUAAAAAUACUGCAUUUUUUAAAUGAGGCUUUAAAAUUACUUUUUAAGAAGAGUCAGUUCAUGUUUCUAACCGAUACCAUGCACAAACGCCCCAUCUGGCGGCCAGCGUUUGCACCCGGCUGCCUUCGGCCUUGCACAGACAGACCCUGCUGCCGGCUGGGCGCCCUGAGGAGCGAGGGUUCCCAGAAGGUAGAGACUGGCCUUAGGAGUAGGGACGCCCAAACCUGUGACAGGAUGACAGUAGACGACGCACUUCACAUGUUCCCACUCUUUAUAGCCCUAUUGCAAACAGCCAGGUGGGGGCUGAACUCCCAGAUGGCUGGGAAAGGCGCGCUCUCUGGAAGGGGUGGUGGCAGAGGGACGCAGCCAGCUCUGCUGGGUCGGAAGGUAAAGCUCAGCAUUACUGUUCGUGACCAAAAGCCGAUAUUGACUCCGAGAUAAAAGUGUCUGUGUGACUCGAUUGACUUUGAGGGCAAUUUUUAAAUGUUUCCACGUGUGGAUGGGUCGGCCCACGGCACACUUCCAGGCCCACCAUUGAAAGCUUAGCCAUCAGGGUGGACAGGUUCUGUUACCUUUGUUUUUAAAUAUUGGCACAUGGAACUUGAUGAUUUUUAACACAUUAGAUUCAUUGUCACUUCUCGUUGAUCUUCUAGCAGUAUUUGCAUACUGAGUAAUUUUCAAUGUUUAUUCAUGUUUAUACCAAUUAAAUUUUAUAUGAAAUGUAUUUUGUUUGAAUCCGAUGUGGAGGCAAAAGUGUUACACUUAUAUUUUGAGAACUAAACUUUGACCAAAUAAACCUUUCCUAUGAACACAGGUAAAACUAUUUUUCUAGGUGGCCUUUCUAUGCAGCUGCUUCUCUGUGGUGCGGGGCCCCCUGCUGGUCAGUGGCAGAACUGUCCUGACUUCAUGGGUGUCAGGCCGGUACCAGAUGGGAACUGCCUUUCCAUGUUUUCAUUGUUUCCUGAAUUUGUUAAGUGAAAAGCAAAUUGUUUUACUUUUGUGCAGAAACUAUUUAUUGUUCAUAAAUAGCUUUUAUUGAGUAGUCGUGGUUUCCUGCGCCUCUGUUUAUUUUGUUAUUUGAAAGCCAGGCUCUCUGUUUUGUUCCUAGCACAAGGAAAACCAAAGAUGCUCCCUCUUUGAGGUCUGAGCUCACACUUCCAAAUUUGCGAGCUCCAGAAACUGUACCAGCAUCGUGUUGGGCACCACAGCAGUUGGAAGCUUUCUUUACUACUACAAGUAUUACAGAAGCAGAAUUCUAGUGCUAAUUUACUAUCACAGGGGAAAUGUCCGUUUACUAAGUUAUUGCUGGUUAAUGAGUGUCUUAUUGAAUAACUGGGUCUGUUACCAAGAAGGAAAGUUAUAUUUCUUACCGUGCUUUAAGUUGUCGAGCAAAUGUGAAUAAUUUUCUUAAAACAAGACAGGUUUGCUCAGAUUUGUGCGCUAUUAUUCAUAAUUUUAGGAUCAUGAGCUGCUUGGAACACCUGCUUGAGUGUAUUUUUCUACCCAGGUCUACACUUCUGCCAUUUCUUUCAUAAAACAAAGACAGAAGCAAUGUUGUAUUACAUGGUAAAGUUUUCUUGGUUUUAUAUAUCAAAGAAUAAAGAUGGUUGCUUUUA
Molecule: messenger RNA, 3112 nt
Organism: Rhinolophus ferrumequinum (greater horseshoe bat)
Lineage: Eukaryota; Metazoa; Chordata; Mammalia; Chiroptera; Rhinolophidae
Gene: PARD6G
Product: par-6 family cell polarity regulator gamma
Exons: 3
Coding region: 129-1244 (371 amino acids)
Biological process (GO): establishment or maintenance of cell polarity; regulation of cellular localization; centrosome cycle
Cellular component (GO): nucleus; apical plasma membrane; cell cortex
Molecular function (GO): protein kinase C binding
Source: RefSeq, a predicted model, not a curated record